AAAUGGCUCCAUUUUUACGCAAGGGUCGCAGGUAUGUCACUGUCUGAUAAGAUUACCUUCCUUCGACGAAUCGCUCUAUCUCCCCCCUCCCUCCCAUGGCACCGCGCCACCUACCGCCACCACCACAACCCUUUUCUCUCUCUCUCUCUCUAACCAACUUCACAUCAUCAAACCCUAACACUCUUUUCUCAUGAACACUCCCCCUCCUUCACAACCUCUCAACCUCUCAGAAAUGGAAUCAAUCAUUGAUGAACCCUCGUUGACUAAUUCUCUUUGGGAUUGGAACGAUUUACUUGAUUUCAACCUUGAUGAUCAAUUGAACAUCUCUAUUGUCUCCGAUAUUCUUCCUCAGGUAAAUGAUCAAUUGCCUGAUGAUCUUCCUUCCAAUAGUCAGUCUGCUGGAUCUAUUGAUGAUCCUGGGAGGGUUCGGAAGCGUGACCCCAGGUUGACUUGUUCGAAUUAUUUGGCGGGUUUGAUUCCAUGUGCUUGUCCGGAGCUUGAUGCCAAACUUGAUGAAGAAGCGGCUGUUUUACCGGGGAAGAAACGGGCGCGGACUUCGAGACAGUCGCAAGGAUUGGUUAGAUGUCAGGUUCCUGGAUGUGAAGUGGAUAUUAGUGAGCUUAAAGGGUACCAUAAACGUCACCGUGUUUGUCUGCGAUGUGCGAAUGCUUCUUCUGUUGUUUUGGAUGGACAGAACAAGAGAUACUGUCAACAAUGCGGAAAGUUCCACAUCUUGUCAGAUUUUGAUGAAGGGAAACGCAGCUGUCGAAGAAAGCUUGAACGCCACAACAAUAGACGUCGUCGGAAAUCCACUGAUGGAAAAGGUGCAGCUGAAAGAGAAUCCCAAGGGACUACUGCCUCUGCAGAAGAUGCUAACUGUGAUGAUGAGAAUGCAAAAGAAAGCACAUCCUUGAGCGGCCAAACAUCCGAGAAGGAACCUUUACUGGACUCAGAUGAAGGGCAUGUUACAAUAGGUUCAGAUCCUGUUUCCAAUAAUGUUCAGAGUAAUACCGUUACAACAUUCCAGGCACAAGGUGAUGCGAAUGCUGUUGAAGAUAAAGAUGAACCAAAAUGCUUAAAUUCUCCGUCCUGUCUUGACACGAAAAGUGCUUACUCUUCAAUGUGCCCAACUGGUCGGAUCUCAUUCAAGCUAUACGAUUGGAAUCCUGCAGAAUUUCCAAGAAGACUUCGGCAUCAAAUCUUUCAAUGGUUGUCUAGCAUGCCAGUUGAAUUAGAAGGGUACAUCCGUCCUGGAUGUACAAUCUUGACGAUUUUCAUUGCGAUGCCAAAAUUAAUGUGGUUUAAGAUUCUUCAAGAUCCCAUUUUAUCCCUAAGCAACCUUAUUGAUGUACCGAGUAGCAUGCUAGGUGGAAGAGAUGGCAUGCUUGUUUAUCUAGAUGACAUGGUUUUUCGAAUUUCUAAAGAUGGGAUGUCUUUUGUGCAAAUCAAGCUGGAGAAACAGGUGCCAAAGCUUCACUAUGUUCAUCCAACAUGUUUUGAGGCUGGACAGCCGAUGGACUUUGUAGCUUGUGGAAGUAAUCUAUUUCAACCAAAAUUUCGGUUUAAUGUUUCUUUUGCUGGGAAAUAUAUGGCCCACAAAUACUGGUUUACCCCACUUUAUACUUGCACCCAAGGGCAUUCUGAUUUUGAUCAUCAGUUUGUGAGAAUACAUAUCCCUCAUACCCAGCCAAACAGUUUUGGUCCUGCAUUUAUUGAGGUUGAGAAUGAAUCUGGAUUAUCCAACUUCAUUCCAAUUGUAAUUGCUAGCAAAGAAAUUUGUUCCGAGAUGAAGAAAAUGGAGCAAGUAUUUGAAACUUCUGAAACUUUCAAGGGAUCAAAUUUGUUGGCAACUAGUUGCCCAUCAUCUGAUUCAUGCGAUGCUUCUUCAGCUAUAAGACGAGCAUCGUUUUCCCAAUUUGUUGCAGAUGCAGCUUGGUUACUCAAAGAUCCAUCCCUGCAAGAUUCAGAACAGACAUUAGCUUCGUCUCAAAUAGUAAGAUUCAACGGUUUGUUAGAUUUUCUACUAAGCCAGCAGCCCCCAAUUUUGCUGGAGAGAGUGCUGUACAACAUACAGAUUCUAUUAGAUUCGGCAAAGCUGAACGGUGUGGGCACCACAAUUUCUGAUAAUGAUAUGAGACUACUUCAGCGAAACGUAGACACUGCUAGAGAGAUCCUAUCUCUGAAUCAUCCUCAUCAAUAUGCUGGCCCUGUUCAAUAUCAGCAGGAAAUGGAGACAACAAAGUUUGAAGAUAGCAAUGGGACAACUCCGCUUUUGAAUAAGGAGGUUGUAAUGAGUGUGAACUUUGUGAAGGAGCAACAUAGGAAAUCCUGCAGCAGUGUAUUACUUACAGAAAAGUCCUUUGGUUCACGUCCAUUUGUAUUUUUAGUUGCUGCAGCUGUAGUUUGCUUUAGUAUAUGUGCUGUGGUUCUUCAUCCCCAGAAAGUAGGCAGAAUUGCAGUAACCAUCCGCAGAUGCCUGUUUGAAAAUUCCUAGGCAUAAAGAUGAUUUGAACAGGAUGAAGGGAUUUUAUGGUAAUUAUCAUGGGGGGUCGUCGGUCGUGGCACCAUUUUUAUACAAUUUUGGUAAGCGGUUUCUUCCUCAUUAUUUUUAUUAUUUUUCUGGUAAAUUUUGAGGGUUUUCGUGCUCUCUCCAGAAAGGAAGGUGUUGUUGAUCCGUUUCUGCCUUGUAUAUUUGAACCCCACUCUGAAAUUCUUUGUUUCUCUAAUGGCCUAGGUUUUGUUCAUGUUGUAACUCCCCAAUUCAUGUCAUCUCCUAUAAUUUCAUGUAAUGAGUGACCUGUGGUCACUCUGACAGCUGAUCUUGUAAAUUUAUUAACUUUUCAAACAAAGUUCUCCUAUGGAUGUUUCUGUGUCUGUCG
Impatiens glandulifera is the source of this 2879-nucleotide messenger RNA. RefSeq names its product squamosa promoter-binding-like protein 7. The transcript has 10 exons. Bases 191 to 2494 code for a protein of 767 amino acids. Gene Ontology annotation, molecular function: DNA binding. Gene Ontology annotation, cellular component: nucleus. Lineage: Eukaryota; Viridiplantae; Streptophyta; Magnoliopsida; Ericales; Balsaminaceae. The record is from RefSeq and is a predicted model, not a curated record.